Abrus precatorius (Indian licorice) is the source of this 960-nucleotide messenger RNA. Its product is annotated as probable carboxylesterase 9. The record is from RefSeq and is a predicted model, not a curated record. Gene Ontology annotation, molecular function: hydrolase activity. Bases 1 to 960 code for a protein of 319 amino acids. NCBI's taxonomy places the organism in Eukaryota, Viridiplantae, Streptophyta, Magnoliopsida, Fabales, Fabaceae. The transcript has a single exon.
AUGUCCAAAUUUGAUCCCUACAGCCACCUCGGUAUCACUCUCAACCCUGACGGAACCCUCACUCGUGGCUGCAACACUAAAACAACCAACGCAAAUCCCGAACCCGAGUCUUCCAACCCUACUGUUUCUAAAGACAUAACCAUCAACCAUGAAAACAAAACAUGGGUCAGGGUUUUCAGACCAACAAAGCUUCCUUCCAAUGACAAUAUGGUGGCACGGUUACCCAUCUUGAUCUACUUCCACGACGGUGGAUUCAUCCUCCUUCGCCCUUCUGACUUCGUCACUCACUCAAAAUGCUCACAACUCGCCGCCGAUGUUCCUUCCAUCGUGGUGUCCGUCGCGUACCGUCUUGCGCCCGAGAAUCGUCUUCCAGCGCAAUACCACGAUGCACACGAUGCAAUCAUGUGGGUGAAGGAACAAUUGAGUGACCCCAAUGGAGAACCAUGGCUAAAAAAUUAUGGGGACCCUUCAAGGUGCUACCUUUAUGGGUGUGGUAGCGGUGGGAACAUUGCGUUCAACACUGCUAUGUUGGUUGCUGACGUGGAUCUAGAGCCUUUAAAGAUUCGUGGGGUGAUAAUGAACCAACCCAUGUUUGGGGGAGAGAAGAGGACAGGGUCGGAGCUUACGUUUGCCACGGAUCAAUCGUUGCCUUUGCCUGUGUUGGACAUGUUGUGGGAAUUGGCUUUGCCUAAGGAAACUGAUCGUGACCAUAGGUAUUGUAAUCCUCUGGUGAAAGGGCCACAUUUGGAUAAUAUGAAAAAACUGGGGAGAGCUCUUGUUGUUGGGUAUGCUGGGGACCUCAUGGUGGAUCGGCAACAAGAGCUUGUGACCAUGUUGGUCAAGUGUGGGGUGCAAGUGGAAGCUCGGUUUGACCAAGUGGGGUUCCAUAAUAUUGACAUGGUGGACGCUGCCAGGGCUACUGCCAUUAUAAAUAUUGCCAAGGAGUUUAUACUUGGUUGA